CCUGUAAUUUCUUCAAUAUAUUUUGUUAUGGAUUUUUAUACAAUAUAUUUUGUUAUGGAUUGUUAUACAAUAUAUUUUGUUAUGGAUUUUUAUAUAAUAUAUUUUUUUAAUAGUGAGUUACUCCAAAUAACUUGAUCUGGACUUCAUUUAUUUUUUUUUGUAUAAGGUAUGGAGUUUCCACGGGUAUGCGUACAUCCGGGGCCAGAAGUGUACGAUGUGUUAACACUCCAGGAGAAGCAUCGAUCAGAGGCUGUGUGGGAUGGUUCCUUGAGAGGACCGACCGGAUGCCUGUUUCCUCGCCGCGCGGAUACUGAAUUUUGGAAGCAUGUGAGGCGUCAUCCUUUUCAUCCUCGCAUCCUUGACUACUUUGGCCUGUGUGGAUUUAGGGGAGUAAUAGAGGUAGGAUGUGUAUCAUAUGAUUGGGCAGUCAUCACUGCACUUAUAGAGAGAUGGCGUCCUGAGACGCACACCUUUCAUCUGUGUACAGGUGAGGCGACCAUCACAUUACAAAAUAUCGAGGUCAUGUUUGGCUUGGUUGUUGAUGGUUAUCCCUUGAAUAAUCUUAAUGCUAGAUAUAUCGAUAUUGGUGGGUGGCAACAAUUGAUCCAUGAGCUUACUGGUUGGGCACCCGGUCUGGAUUGUUUUAAUGGUGUUAGUAGGUUAGAAGUACAUAAAUUAAUUGAAUAUAUUAGAGGCUUAGAUGAUAUUACAGAUCAGACCCCAGAAAUUGAUAUGCAACAGCGGGUUAGGUUGUACUUGCUAUGGCUUUGUGGCGGCACGAUAUUUCCGGAUAAGUCCGGUGACUUACUGAAUUUAGAUUAUUUGCUUGACAUGCGUGACCUUAGAGCAAUGAAUGAACAAGCUUGGGGAGCGGCUGCAUUGUCAUAUUUGUAUACUUGUUUAUGCCGUGCUUCAUUGAGGAAAGUGAAGGAUGUGUGUAGAUUCAUUUCCUUAUUGCAGGUUUGGGCUUGGGAGCGCAUUAUACCGAUGCAGCCACCAUGCAGGGCUCUUCCGCCACACACGGCUCUUGCACGAAGGUGGACUCAUCGUAAAUCCCACGAAAAUGAGGCACGUGAUGUUUUACCCAUAUGUAGGGAUGUAUUGGACAACCUAAUAGAUGGCCAGUUUGUGUGGCAGCCUUAUUCAGAGGCCAUCAUCAACAGACUCCCUGAGUGGUGUCUGCGUGGCCGAGAUAUUUGGAUGGCGAAGGUUCCCCUUAUUUGUGGGAUCUAUCGAGAGUGGCACAUGGUAGACCGCGUUCUCAGACAGUUUGGUAGGAAGCAACAUAUUCCGGGUCCAUGUGCAGAGAUUGAUCCUUUUCAUUACAAACGUGACAAGCGGUAUGCUAUAAAAGUGGAAGAUCAAGAAUAUUUUACCGAAACAGACUUUUUGUGGGGAAAUCGUCGAGAUAGUUUAAUUCUGGCCGAGUAUGAAACUCAAGAUCCAGAGUCACUAUCAGAGUAUUUUUGUUGGUAUCGACGUCACUCGCGCACUUUCAUAGGAAAUCCUGCGCAUAAAGUGGAUAGAGGAUACCAACACAUGGCAGGCAGGCAUGAGGCACUGGUACGUACAUUACAUUCCAUUAGAUGUUUGAUGUCUUUAUAUGUGUCUUAGACCACUCUCAAAUAUCGAUUUUUUUUUUAG
Molecule: messenger RNA, 1644 nt
Organism: Lycium barbarum (goji berry)
Lineage: Eukaryota; Viridiplantae; Streptophyta; Magnoliopsida; Solanales; Solanaceae
Product: serine/threonine-protein phosphatase 7 long form homolog
Exons: 3
Coding region: 169-1614 (481 amino acids)
Biological process (GO): meristem maintenance; meristem development
Source: RefSeq, a predicted model, not a curated record